GUCAGAGAACAGUCGCGGGGUCCCGCGGUCCCCAACCCGAGUGACAGCGCCCGCAGGAGCCCCUUUGCCCCCGCGCCCCGGGGGAAGCAAGACCCAGGGGAUUUGAAGGGCAGAGAGGGAGAGGUAUCGCGGCGAAGGCAGGUUGCCACCAUGUCUACUUUGAUGGAAAUCAAGAGUAGUGUGCUCAGGCAAGUGCAAGUGUGUCCAUCCUUCCGACGCAAGACAGAGCCGGAGCCCGGGAGCACCAGUGCUGACCCUCCAGAGCCUGCAACGGGGGCCUGGAAACCUGGGGAUGGCAUGGAGUUCUUUGCCCACAUGCGCCUCAUCCUAAAGAAGAAGGAAGGAAGACAAGGCCUCCCUUGUCCAGAGGUCCUCUUGCGGAGCGGCUCACCAGCCCCUGCUGAACCUGUGGACCCCAACCUCGGCCUGAGAGCCCUGACCCAGGAGGAAGUGGAGAUGCUCUAUGAGGAAGCCUUGUAUACAGUCCUCCACCGUGCUGGCACCAUGGGCCCGGCCCAGGUGGAUGAUGAGGAGAUCCUGCUGGGCUACCUGCAGCAGGUGUUUGGCACCAGCCCUGAGGAACACACUGAGGCCAUCAAGCGUGUGAAGAAAGCCAAGGCCCCUACAUAUACCCUGAAAGUCUCUGUCAUGCGUGCUAAGAACCUCCUGGCUAAAGACCCAAAUGGCUUCAGUGACCCGUACUGCAUGCUGGGCAUCCUGCCAGCUUCAGGCACCCCUCGGGAGCAGAGUGGGCAGAAGGAACAGCGCUUCAGUUUCCGCAAGGGCAGCAAGCACAGUAGUCUGCUGCCAGCCAAGUGCAUUCAGGUCACAGAGGUCAAGAGCAGUACCCUGAACCCUGUUUGGAAGGAGCACUUCCUGUUUGAGAUUGAAGAUGUCAACACGGACCAGCUGCACCUGGACAUCUGGGAUCAUGAUGAUGAUGUGUCCCUGGCAGAAGCAUGCAGAAAGCUGAAUGAAGUCAUUGGCCUCAAGGGCAUGGGCAGGUACUUCAAACAGAUCGUCAAGUCAGCUCGUACAAAUGGGACAGCAGGGCCCACAGAGGACCACACUGAUGACUUCCUGGGGUGCCUCAACAUCCCUGUCCGGGAUGUGCCAGUGGCUGGUGCUGACCGCUGGUUCAAGCUGGAACCACGCUCUAGUGCCUCACGUGUGCAGGGAGACUGCCACCUAGUCCUCAAGCUCAUCACAACACAGAGGGACACAGUCAUGAGCCAGCGUGGCCGCUCUGGCUUCCUGUCCUACCUGCUACUCCUGAGCCGCAUACUACAGUUCGAGCACCAAGCAGAGGAGUCCAAUUCAAGUAACUGGCGUGGUGAGUUCAGUGGGCCUGGGUCCACAGUCCUCUGCCUGCAUGGAGCUCAGAGUAACCUGUCACCCUUGCAGCUGGCUGUCCUGCACUGGCAGGUCAGCAGCCGCCACCAUCAGACGUGCACGCUGGACUAUGGCUACUUGCUGGGGCUGCUGGAAGACAUGCAGGCACACUGGGAAGAAGCAGCCUCGCUGCCCCAGGAGCAGGAGGAGAGUCUGGCUGACAGCUUCUCUGCCUUCUCUGAGUAUGGGCUGCAACUGCUGCGCCGGCUCCGAGAUUACUUCCCUGCCACCAACAGCACUGCUGUCUACCGUCUGGAGCUGCUGCUAAAGUGCUUAGAUAAGCUGCAACUCUUCCAACCUUCCUUUGAGAUUUGCCCCUUUGAGACGGAGCUGAACAUGGACAUCGCUGCUGCCCUGAAGAGAGGCAACCGUGAGUGGUACAACAGGCUCCUGAACACCAAGAGUCCCCGAGAACAGUCAGGGCCACAGCGCCUCCCCGGGCUCGUGGAGCUAGCAGACAUCAUCUAUGAGGACCUUCAAGCUUGCUAUGGCAUCUAUGCCAGCCUCUUCCAUGGUAUCCUCAAGGUGGACUUCUUCACCCUUACCUUCCGGCAGCUAGAGCGUCUGUUGGCCGAGGAGGCAUGGGUGCUGACUGAGGAACUGAGCCCCAAGAUGACUCUCCAGGUGGCCUCAGGGCUCUUUGAGCUGUACCUGACCCUGGCUGAUCUCCAGCGCUUUUGGAGUUGCAUCCCUGGCCGGGAUGGCCGCUCCCUGGCCCUGGCUGGCAUCCAUACCCCAUUCCUGCCUGCUGUGAAGAUCUGGCUACAGGUCCUGCGAGACCAAGUCAAAUGGCGUCUCCAGGGAGCAGUGGAUAUGGACACACUGGAACCUGUGGAUGCCUCCUCCAAACACAGCAGCUCCGCGGCCACUGCUAGCCUCUGCUUCAGCCACAUCCAGGAGCUCUGGGUCCACCUUGCCUGGCCUGACCUUACUCAGGCUCAAGGCCUGGGGACUCAGCUCAGCCAGGACAUGUGUGGGGCAGCCCUCUUCUACACAGAGUUGCUGAGGAAGAAAGUAGACAUCCAGCCUGGGGCUGUUGGCGAGACAGUGAGCGAGCCGCUCUGUGUGGUGCUCAAUAACGUGGAGCUGGUGCGCAGGGCUUCAGGGCAGGCACUUCGGGGCCUGGCCUGGCCUGAGGGUGUAGCGGGGCUUCCCCGCCCCCUCCUCAGCUGCACACAGGCCUUAGAGGAUGACCUGCGGCGAGAGGCCCACACUGUGACUGCACACCUGACCUCCAAGAUGGUGGCUGACAUCAGGAAGUACGUGCAGCACAUCAGCCUCUCCCCAGACUCCAUUCAGAAUGACGAGGCUGUAGCUCCACUCAUGAAGUACCUGGAUGAGAAACUGGCCCUGCUGAAUGCCUCCUUGGUAAAGGAGAACCUAGGAAGAGUGUUGGAGGCCCUCUGGGAGCUGCUCCUUCAGGCUAUUUUGCAGGCACUGGGUGGAAACGGUGAUGUCUCUGCAGACUUCUAUGGACGUUUCCACUUCACACUGGAGGCUCUGGUUAACUUUUUUCAUGCUGAGGGCCAGGGACUGCCUCUGGAGACCCUCAAGGAUGGAAGUUACAAGAGGCUGGAGGAGGAACUGCGGCUGCACAAAUGCUCCACACGUGAGUGCAUUGAGCAGUUUUAUCUGGAUAAGCUCAAGCAGAAGUCCCUGGAGCAGAACCGCUUUGGCCGCCUGAAUGUCCGCUGCUAUUAUGAGGCAGCAGAGCAGCGGCUGGCAGUGGAGGUGUUGCAUGCUGCAGACCUGCUCCCCCUGGAUACCAAUGGCCUGAGUGACCCUUUUGUGAUUGUGGAACUGGGACCCCCACAUCUCUUCCCGCUGGCCCGCAGCCAGAGGACCCAGGUCAAGGCCCGGACACUACACCCUGUAUACGAUGAGCUCUUCCACUUUUCCGUGUCUGCAGAAGCAUGCCGCCGCCGCGGGGCCUGUGUGCUAUUCACUGUCAUGGACCAUGACUGGCUAUCCACCAACGACUUUGCUGGGGAGGCGGCCCUUGGCUUGAAUGGGGUCUGCGGCAUCUCAAGGCCCCAAGUGGGUGGGGGAAUGAGAGCAGGGCAGCCCAUCACCCUGCAUCUGCGCCGGCCCAGGGCCCAGGUGAGGUCAGCGCUGAGGAUGCUCGAGGGCCGCAGCAACAAGGAGGCACAGGAAUUUGUCAGGAAGCUUAAGGAGCUGGAGAAGUGUAUGGAGGCAGAUCCCUGAGCACACCCACCCCAACAAGCUGUCCAGCUCUGUGCUCCCCUGAUCUGCAGCUCUGUCCAAACCCUGAGGUACCCUUAUCCUUGCUGUAGCCCUUUGGUUCAUGCACUGGACUCCUUGCACGCCAGCAUGCUCCACCCCAAAUAUGGGGACCAGCUUGGAAGGAGCUGGCCAGCAGUAGUCCCUGGACUUAUUAGAACAGAAUGGACCUAGUCAGGCGGUACCCCUCCUCUGGGCUCACAGGCAGUAGAACAGUGGGCAGCUGGUUUCAAUGGUCUAUUCUCUAGGGAGCCACUAAGCUAUGUCUGAAGACUGUGGUUACGUUGGGACAUGAAGCUGUACUAGUUCCAGAGGGUGGGAGCCAGGGAUGUGCCUCAGGAUCCUGCAGUGCAUCAGUCCCCAAAUAAUGGUCCGUCCCUACUAUGAGCACUGUCCCUAUGGAAAGCCCUUCUUGGAGUUCCCAGAAGCAAGGCCCCCAACAGUCAAGAGGCUGGAGGUCAAGAUUAGAGGAACUAAGAAUUGGAGGGAAGCAAUGACCGGGGCCCCAGGUGGAAGUCACGGGCAAGAAAGUCUGUUAUGCUCACUCGCCCUUUCCUGGCUCUGCACCCCAUGUACAGUAAGAUGAACAGGGGACUUGCUGAAAAAUCACAGCUCCCAAGUAGGGCACUGGUCUGGGAGAGGCUCCCCCAUGGUCACUGUAAGGUGAGGGGGAACACCCACAGCUCGGCCAC
This is a messenger RNA of Octodon degus (degu), 4325 nucleotides long. It is a transcript of the gene Baiap3, whose product is annotated as BAI1 associated protein 3. Bases 151 to 3597 code for a protein of 1148 amino acids. The transcript has 35 exons. NCBI's taxonomy places the organism in Eukaryota, Metazoa, Chordata, Mammalia, Rodentia, Octodontidae. The record is from RefSeq and is a predicted model, not a curated record.